Molecule: messenger RNA, 1629 nt
Organism: Triticum turgidum subsp. durum (durum wheat)
Lineage: Eukaryota; Viridiplantae; Streptophyta; Magnoliopsida; Poales; Poaceae
Source: the annotation of a GenBank genome assembly
AUGAUCACCACCAUGUCCUCCUCCUCCUGCAGCGGCCUGGGCGGCGGCGCGGCGGCGACCUCAAAGCGCAAGUCGCCUGAGCCGACGUCGGUGCUGUACAACCGGAGCCCCAGCCCGCCCACCUCCUCGUCCGCGCACUCCUCCGAGCCGCCGCCCAUCAGCGCCGAGGACUGGGACGCCGUGCUGCUCUCCUCCGGCGGCUGCGACGACGCCAUGGCCGCCGCCGCGCACGGCACCCGGGAGGACAGCUCCUUUCUUAGGUGGAUCAUGGACGCCGGGUACGCGGACGGCGACGGGGACGCCUUCGGCUUCAAGGGCCCCGCCCCCUUCGACCCCUCCUUCCUGCCCCCGCCCCCUCUCCACCCGCCGCACCGGGAGGAGCCGGAGGAGCAGCCCUUCUCGCUCCCGCAGCUCCCGCCGCAGCUCUCCGUCCCGCAGCAUCCGCAUCAGCAGGUCCAUUUCCCCGUCUCCUCCGCCGCAGCGGGCGUCGCCGGGGGAGGAGAUGGAGAUGGAGAUCUCGAGCCCCAGGCGGCGGUGGACGAGCUGCUCGAGGCGGCGCGGCGCGCCGACGCCGGGGACCCCGCUGGCGCGCGAGAGAUAUUGGCGCGGCUCAAUCACCGGCUCCCCUCGCCGCCCGCCCCGCCGGGGCACCCUCCCCUGCUCCGCGCCGCCGCGCUGCUCCGGGACGCGCUCCUGCACCGCCUCCUCCCGCCCACGCCCAGCAGCUCCGUCCUCUCGCCGCUCGACGUCGCGCUCAAGCUCGCCGCGCACAAGGCGCUGGCGGACGCGUCGCCCACCGUCCAGUUCGCCGGGUUCACGGCCACGCAGGCCUUCCUCGACGCGCUGGGCGCCGGCGCGCGCCGCGUGCACGUCGUGGACUUGGACAUCGGCUUCGGGGGCCACUGGCCGCCGCUCAUGCAGGAGCUCGCGCACCACUGGCGCCGCACCGCCGCGUCGUCGACGCCGCCGCCGGCCCUGAAGGUGACGGCAUUGGUGUCGCCGGGGUCGAGGCACCCGCUGGAGCUCCACCUCACGCAGGAGAGCCUGGCGCGCUUCGCCGCCGAGCUGGGCAUCCCGUUCGAGUUCGCCGCCGUCGCCUUCGACCCCUUCAGCGCCUCGCCGCCGCCGGGCCUAUCCGCGGCGCCCGACGAGGCCGUCGCCGUGCACAUCACGGUCGGCACGGAGACCUCCGGGCCAACACCAGCCUCCCUCCGCGUCGUGAAGCAGCUCCGGCCCGCCAUCGUGGUGUGCGUGGACCACGGCUGCGACCGUGCCGACCUGCCGCUCCCGAGCCACGCGCUCAACGUGCUCCGCUCCUGCGCCGCGCUGGUCGAGUCGCUCGACACGCCCGGCGCGUCGCUGGACGUGGCGGCCAAGGUCGAGCAGUUCAUCCUGCGGCCGAGGGCGGAGCGCCUGGUCGCCGGCGGCGAGAAGCUGCCCCCAUGGCGGUCCACGUUCGCGUCCGCCGGGCUCGCGCCGCUGCAGCUCAGCAAUGCGGCGGAGGCGCAGGCCGAGUGCCUGCUCCGGCGCACGGCCAACCAUGGGUUCCACGUCGAGAAGCACCAAUCAGCGCUGGCGCUCUGGUGGCAGCGGUCGGAGCUCGUGUCAGUGUCGGCAUGGCGGUGCUGA